Messenger RNA from Diatraea saccharalis (sugarcane borer), 639 nucleotides. The record is from the annotation of a GenBank genome assembly. Lineage: Eukaryota; Metazoa; Arthropoda; Insecta; Lepidoptera; Crambidae.
AUGAAGUCACAACCGGUAGACCCCAAUGGUAACAACGACUCUGGUUACGCGCCGUCCAACUUGGAAGAUACGAUACGAGAACACGUUUCUCCACCUGGAUCACCGGGGCUAAGAGAUGCCACAGUAAUGAAAAAUAUGGCGUGUGACAGUUCUAAGUGGAAAAAGAACGGGAAAGCAACUAAAGUCGUUACAGACUCGAGAAGCGUCUCCAUGGCACUACAUACUUCAAUACAUUCUGAAGACGACCACGAAGCUAGCCAAUACGAUAUCAGAGAUGGAUCUACAUCUAAAAAAGAAAGAAAAGCUAGUGCAGCGACCGCUCGUUUCACCAUAUACAAAGCUAAUAAAGCCAGUAAGAAGAAAAGAGAAAAGUCUUCAGCGAAGAAAGAAAGGAAAGCCACAAAGACGUUAGCUAUUGUAUUAGGUGUAUUUUUAUUCUGCUGGGCGCCAUUUUUCACAUGCUCCGUCCUUGGCGCUAUCUGCGACAAGUUCCAGUUGUCAUUCUCCCCUGGAGUCACCGCGUUCAUCCUCACCACCUGGCUGGGUUAUAUCAACUCCUUUCUCAACCCAGUCAUCUAUACUAUAUUCAAUCCAGAGUUCAGGAAGGCCUUCCGUAAGAUACUCAAAUGUGGUCCCUAG